AUGUUGCUCUCGUCUUCUCACUCUCGUCCUCAUCAUCAGCCACUUCACGUGCAAACAAACUUUUCACAGACUCAAUUCGGCUCUCCGGUGUCCCCAGUGUACGGUAGUUGUGCGACUUGGCCAUCGGCCGGUGAAGUCGAAGAGACGCCUCAUCAAGCCGCUUCGCUAUCGACGGCUGGCCGCUUAUCAGCGAGCCUUGAAAGUCUCGACAUGGAUGAGCUCUUCGGCUCACGACAAGCCUCGCCUGAAGUAGGCCCAUCCACAUCGAGGGGCUCUCAUCGACGAAUGUCCCGUCGAUCGGCUUCAAUCCUUCACAAACGGGAUACCGAUCUCGAGCGACUCAUUGACGACUUGCUAACAGUCGAGAAAAACCAGAAUCAAUCUCAAACGGGCACCCCGCAACCUGGGGAACACUCGGUGGAUCCAGCAUCGACACCGCAUUUCUUCCCGACUUGUGACGACGUUUCACAGGCUCCAUCCACCACUCCACCACUUGAAGCGCCGCCUAUGGAUCAAAAAAUGUUGACUCAAAUUAAAACUGAGCCAAUGGGAUCGUUGGCAUUCGGCGCUGGACCUGGCUAUAUGCCACAAUAUCAAGGAAAUCGCUUCUUUAAUCACUUAAACACGUUACCGUCUCCGUUUCAACAAUGCGACUUUCCCAUGCCACCACCUACUGGAUUAGCUCCAUACCAGAAUCUUUUCUGUCCACAGAGUGUACCUUUUGCUCAACUAGAUGCGAGACGAGGAAGCCAUGGAACGAUCAGCUCAACUCCAUCUUCUCAUACAACUGCAUCGACUCCAAUUCAACCGACAAGUCCUGGAUAUCAACAAACUACUCAUCCAUUUUUCCGUCUUGGAAUGUUUGCUCAGCAAGAGUUUCCCACUUCGUCUCAAGCUGGUGAAGAUGAUCAAGAGAAGUUGUGUGCUGUAUGCAGCGACAAAGCGGUUUGUUUGCACUAUGGAGCACGGACAUGUGAAGGAUGCAAGGGUUUCUUCAAGCGAACUGUUCAGAAAAAGGCGAAAUAUGUCUGUGCGGGGAACAAGAAUUGCCCAAUUGAUAAGAGAUAUCGAUCUCGUUGCCAAUACUGUCGCUAUCAGAAAUGCCUUCAAGUGGGCAUGGUGAAAGAAAUUGUUCGCAAUGGUUCACUGGCUGGUCGACGAGGUCGACUCUCAUCAAAAACAAAAUCAAACCAAACUGAUGGCCCUCCAUCACCAGCGCUUCCACUUCUCUCGCUUCUCGUCAAAUCUUUCGAUCUUGCCAAAGAGAGCUCACAAACAGCACUGCAAAUUAAGAAUCCCUCAUUGCCUCAACUCUUUCAACUUUUGGAUGCGGAAUUCCGGGGAAUUGCUCGUUUCAUUCAGCACAUCCCGCACAUUAACGAUAUCGGCAAAGACGAUCUCGCCCUAAUGGCUCAUCGAUCAUUCUUCCCGAUUUUUGCCACAAAAAUUGUAAUGAGAAGCACUGAAGACGAGUUUAUCUUUGAGAGCGGUGAGCGUGUGCCAAUUGGCGCGAUACCGGAGCCGUUUGCCGCAUUUUUUCAUACAUUGGCACUCGAGUGGCGACCAUUUCGUCAAAGCAUUGACUGGGAGCCGCCAAGCUUUUGUGCUUUACUGGCUCUUCAACUUUUCUCAAGCAAUAAUGAAACGAAUUCAAUGGGUUUUGGAACAAAGCCACAUGUGGACAAGACACAAAGCACAAUUGUCAAUGCGUUGAAAGAUCAUUGUGCGACAGGCACUCAGCCGAGCAAGCUAGCCAAAAUUGUGCAACAGAUUGAGAAGUUUGAUGUAAUGAAUCGAAUGGGAUUGGAUGCUUUGGGGAACUGUUUACGACAAGGCCUCGUUUUACCUCCAUCUCUACAGAUCGUAUGUGAUUGUUUCCGAGCCGAUCCUCAAUCGAUGGCUAUUUCACAAGCGCCUAUCACAAUGCACGGUGAUUUCAUCCCGCAACCUCAAAUGUUCGACAAGAGACUUGGUUUUAUGAUU
Mesorhabditis belari is the source of this 1983-nucleotide messenger RNA. Lineage: Eukaryota; Metazoa; Nematoda; Chromadorea; Rhabditida; Rhabditidae. The record is from the annotation of a GenBank genome assembly.